UGGGGGGAUCUUCCCCGCCCCUGGUUUUUACCCCCCGUUUUAUCCCAUUGCAGCCAGCUCCGUCCCUUCCCCCGCCCCAGCCGGGGCCAUGCCCGCCAUCCCCUACCCCGUGGAGCUGGGGCUGACGGUGCUGCACACCGCCCUGUACGCCUCCCUCUUCCUCUUCGCCUACCUGCAGCUCUGGCUGCUGCUCUGCUACGGGGAGAAGCGGCUGAGCUACCGCCCGCUCGGCCUCUCCCUCUGCCUGCUGUGGGCAGCGCUCCGCACCGUGCUCUUCUCCUGCUACCUGCAGAACUCCCUGCGGGCCGGCCCGCUGCAGCGCCAGCCGUUCCCCCACUGGCUGCUCUUCUGCUCCCCGGGCUGCCUGCUCUUCGCCAGCCUCUGCCUCCUCAACCUCUACUUCGCCGAGGUUAUAUUCAAAGUCAAAUGUGCAGCAGAAUUCAAUAAGUACAAGGUCCUGUUGUAUCUGGGCUCCAUAUUUACAAGCCUUCUCUUUCUCGUUGUGAAUUUAACUUGUGCAAUGCUUAUCCAUGGAGAUGUCCCAGAGAGUCGGCUGAGAUGGACAGUAUUUGUUCGGGAACUAAUCAACAACAGUCUCUUCAUUCUUUGUGCCAUUUCAUUAGCUUGUUGUAUGUGCAAACUUGCAAAAAUGUCAUCGGCAAACGUCUACCUCGAGUCAAAGGGCACAUCUGUCUGCCAGGCUAUCCUUGUCGGUUCAGUAGUUGUUCUUCUGUACUCUUCAAGGGCUUGCUAUAACCUAGUAGCAGUGAUCAUAUCUCCAGAGAAUGUUCCUAGUCCAUUUAAUUAUGGCUGGGACAACCUUUCAGAUAAGAUGCAUGCAGAAGAAGUCAGUGGUGAAGAAUAUGUGGUGUUUGGAGUAGUCCUCUUCCUCUGGGAGCUGGUGCCAACCAGUUUUGUGGUGCUGUUCUUCCGGGCUCAGAGGCUAACUCAGAAUUUGACACCAGCUGGCAUGAUAAACAGUCAUAGUUAUAGCUCCAGAGCGUACUUCUUUGACAAUCCAAGGCGAUACGACAGUGACGAUGAUUUGUCAAGACUUGGUACGAGAGAAGGAGGAAGCUUGGCUACCCCUCCGUGCUCCGGCUGGUAUGGCACUCUGACUGGGAGCGAUAGCUGUGCGGUUAUUCCCUAUCUGAGUGGACCUAAGCCAGACACCGCCCCGCUGCUCUUCACGUGUAGUGAUUUGGAAGCUAACAAUCACCACAGCUUAUACUCCACGCCACAGAACUGAAGAGCCCGUCAAGAUUCACUUCUCUUGGGGUGGCUUUCGUGAGAGUACGAUCAUUCUCCAAACAUCUAACUCCAUCUGCACAAACAUUCCAUUCUCUCUAGCAGCUGUAACCCAGGACCUGGAGACUUAAGCUGCGUGUGAGAUCCAGCUUCCACUCGCUUGCUAAAGGGACACUCCUAUAAAGGCUCUGAGUGUAAGUCUAAGAGGAAUCUUCUGGCUUGAAGAACAAACUGAGGAAAGUGAUACUACUAUCUGGGUCUCGGCCUCCUUCACAAGCAUUCCCCAUGGCACCCACCAGCCACAUCUUGUAGGAGAGCUGUCCUAAGGUGGAUCGGCUGGAAGGGUCAAGUGACUCUCGAUGCAGGAAAAUCACAGGCAUAAGAUCUCUGCAGAGCCCAGUCUGCAACUUGCCAAUCCACGAGGUGACUCAGGGCCUCUUAGUGACUCUGGAUUUGUAACAAGAGCAGUAGAUGCGUGCGGCUGCAGCACGAAGCAGAAUGAAGAUAGGUGGGUAAGAGCAGUGAGGGCCUGACCUUCCUCAAGGUGAGGUGCAAGCUACGCUUGACAUUGCAUCUCACCCCUCCUGCCCGCACCUUAUUCUGUCCUGCAACCCUCUGUGUCUGCUCUUUAGAAUGUAGGAAGAAACGGCUCUAACACUCCUCUCCCCAGUUCAUAAGCACAAGGUGUGGUAUCAGAGCAGCCGACGUGCUUCAAUGGAGUUUUCCUUUACAGGGAAACAUACUUCUGGCCCGUGCACCCAGCCUUGAUUCUAGCCAAGUGCCCUCUGGGGAUGGGAUGAGCUGAGAACCCAUCCUCUGCUGUAACAAAGCAGAUAAGUAAGUGGAGGCUCUGGGCCCUGUAGCAUGAUGCACUUAAAACUCAUUUUGGGGGGAGACAACAUGCCAGGCCUGGGGGGCAGCACCUCCUGAGCCAGUAACACACCCACAGGGAGAGUGGACAAGGCACCUGAGGUAUGUGUGUCAGGCAUUGUGGGGAGAGGGGGAGACUCCAUGAGGAGUUGUUUCAGGCAAACAUCCCUCCUCUCUUGUGAGGCUUAGAGAUCUUGCAGAUCUGAUGGGCCUCUCCCAGACACCAAAGACAGAAGGUGUGCGGGUUGCCCACGGGCAGAGGCUUGCUGCAGGAGCUACAGCAUUUGAAGCUCUGGGGCUGCAUGUCCUGGAGCCCUGCGAAGAGGAAGUCCCCACCCCCCCCCAACUGCUAAAGACCAUACUUAACAACUAAAGAGGACAAUGAACUAACAAUGGGUAACUAUAUACAAAGAUAAGUAGAAGAGCUAGGGCUUAGGGGAGCACUUGCCAGCAAGAGACCACUGUUCCAACAACUGCACUGGGGGUAAGGAGGAACUCGAGGGGCAUUAGACCAGCAGGGUCAUAUAUAGAACAUUAUCUUGGUGCUCUGGGGGGCUCCAUAGCUGGCCUGACGGGUAGCUGCUAGGGAAAAGUUUCCAACAUCUGUGCACAGGGUGUGUGCAUACACCUAACUGGAAGUGAUAUGAGCAAGCACUCGCCAAAGAACAUCACAUUUAGCUUCCCUCCUCGUUACCUGCGCGAAGACCAGCCAGGCCUGGAGCCAGUCAUGUCACUAAGCUGCCAGAAGCAGCCAAUGCAGGGACUGCUUUGCAGGGUGAGGAGGAAUAAAAUAAGAUCGAGCUAGGGUCCCCCAUACCCUCAGCCCCCCUCUCCCUCUAGGGGCAAAGCAGCACCCAGCUGGUGCCUCCCUGCCUGUGAUCUUGGGGACUCCAACCAGUAGCAGCAGCUGCCAGAGCAGGGACCUCUAAACAGAACUUUUUUACAAUGUUAACUGCACUGUCUCUGCCCUGUGCUGCUUGGCUCUUUGUUCCAACCAUCUCCCUUCCCCCAGUCCCUUCACCUCAGCUUUAUUCCACACCUACCCUCUGUCUCUUCUCCCCUGCCCAGUCCCCCUUCCCUCAAAUGGUCCCCUCUCUUCUGCUGAUCCCCUCCUAACUAAAUUCCCCCACCUCAAUAAGCCAUGGCACUACCUUGCCAGUGGCCACCCUCCUGCUGCACAGGUGUUUUUCCCCUUCCCCUGUCCCACCCAUUGGGCCUAUUUAGAUCCUAAGCUCUCCAGAGCCGGGCCUGUUGUGACUGUGUCUAUAUGCGCUAUCUUGCCCAGUGACACUACCCUGCUAAACAUGAUCAAUAUAACAAAGGCUGGGCCUACCUCUUGGCUCAAAGAGCAUUCCAUGUCCAUCCUUUUCUGCAUUGCCUAGUGAUGGAAAUCAAAAUGAUUUGUAGCUUUGCAUGAAAGCAGCCUGCCCUACUCAUGACACAUACCCACUCUUGGUGGUAGAACAGAACUUGCAUGCUGAGUCACUAACUUGAUAGCAGAAAAUCUGGUAACUUAAAAAAUCCACCCAUUUUCCUCCUUUUCCCUAAGGGAGUAGAGUUUAGCACAUAACCCUAGCCGCUGCUGCCAUCAUUAUCAAACAGCAAAAGACUGAGGUGAUUUCCUUCCAGGAACAGUGUUUAACCAGUGGUUGGUUGCACUGGACAAUGAAACCCAGUGGUGGAUGUUGCCAGAUGUGAUGGAGGUUAGUUAAAAGCCAGGGCUUGGAAAAAAAUACAUGUGACUGUCAUGACCAAGAAACUUUUGAGAGUUGGCAGCAGAGGAGGGGAACAGAGCAGGUUCUACCCAAUUUUGCCACUGCUGCUUGCUCAGAAAAAAUGCAAGCAAGAGUAGGGGCGCUGCACUUGACAAAGACCUUCUCAGUGCAUUCCUGGUUGGGGAAAGAAUUGCUUUUUCCAACCAACAAUGGAGGAGUCAGGCCCUACAGUUGCUCAGUUUUCCAGAGUGAAACAUACUGUCUGACCUGUUGCAGCUGGGACAGUUAUUGGAGAGCUAGGAACCAGUACCAAUCUUGACUGGCACAAUGCUGUUGGUCAGAGAUUGUGAGGAAGAGAGGAGGCAUAUGCUCAUGUACACGUCUUUCCUCAUACAUGCCAGGGUGGUGGAGCAGGGAAGAACAUUUUCCUCCAUCCUGAGAGCAGCUUUUGGAAAUCCAAACUUCAGACACACAUUAGCCAAGGUAAGGCACAUUGAGAAUGAAACCCAGGACCAGGGCCCAGAGAUAGCACUCUUGGGGGGAACCCUGGCAUCCCUUUUCCCAGCAUCUUGUUGGUAUGUAGAAUCAUAGGACUGGAAGGGACCUCAAGAGGUCCAGGCCCCUACAAUCAUGGCAGGCUUAGGUAUUAUCUAGACCAUACCUGACAGGUGUUUGUCUAACCUGCUCUUAAAAAUUUC
Molecule: messenger RNA, 4531 nt
Organism: Gopherus evgoodei (Goodes thornscrub tortoise)
Lineage: Eukaryota; Metazoa; Chordata; Testudines; Testudinidae
Gene: GPR137C
Product: G protein-coupled receptor 137C
Exons: 8
Coding region: 89-1249 (386 amino acids)
Biological process (GO): positive regulation of TORC1 signaling
Cellular component (GO): lysosomal membrane
Source: RefSeq, a predicted model, not a curated record